This is a messenger RNA of Danaus plexippus (monarch butterfly), 942 nucleotides long. Its product is annotated as COMM domain-containing protein 5-like. The transcript is spliced from 4 exons. The coding region runs from base 275 to 898 and encodes 207 amino acids. NCBI's taxonomy places the organism in Eukaryota, Metazoa, Arthropoda, Insecta, Lepidoptera, Nymphalidae. The record is from RefSeq and is a predicted model, not a curated record. Gene Ontology annotation, cellular component: nucleus.
AUUUUGACAGUUAAGAAAAGUUUGUUUAUUUCAAUUAAUGUAUUAAAGAAAAAUUAUUUAAUUGAAUUUGUGUUGUUUUAGAUCUACCAACAUAUGUAGUUCCUAAUUGUGACUUUAGUCAAUACUGUUAAAUUUCAUUUCAUUCCUAAAUUAAUCCCGGAUCGUAUCUCCUCCAUUCUACACGACAUUGGCAGAAUAUACUGUGCACGUCUUUGGAUCACGGACUCACGGAUGAAGGCCUUAUUAUAUUAAACAAAAGGAAUAACUAUUAGUUAUGUCUCAACAGCUAGAAUUACUAACGGAGUCCUCGUCACAAUGGAUUUCGGUUUCGUAUAUAACACCAGAAAUACAAAUGAAAGAAAUCAAACCGUUUGUCGCUUUGGCCGUCAAAGAACUUGAAGGAAAACCUGACAGUCGGAUAUCAAACCUCAUGAAUGUCAACAAGUUUGCCGCAGUGAGGGCCGUAGUCAGGCAUGUUUCUCGUCACAGAUCAGCGAUCAAAGGACCCUGGAAUAAAAGUGACCUGCAGGCAUUCCUCGAGAGUUUGAGAUUUUCUGCCGACUGUGCUCAUGAACUGUCAUCACUAUUGUGUUCCGAUUUAAUAUAUGAGAACAUGCCCAAACACCUCACAGUCAAACCGAGCAUUGUGAGUCUCAAAUGGAAAAUAGAUGUGUCUUUGAGUCAAUCAAACAUAUCCUCGGAGGAUGCGGACAGGGAACAAGCGAAGAGAAUCAUGUACAGAGAUACAAAAGUCAUAUUGCUGUUUAAACUGACAGACGGACAAACACACACAUGUAGACUGAGUGUGAGCAAGUUCCACGAGCUGAGAUAUGUUAUAGCCAGCGCUCUGAAAUAUAUGAUUGUAUUGGAGAAACGGAAAUGUAUGAGGGGCUUAUAACGUAUAAUAUAUAUAUAUAUAUAUAUACAUAUAUAUAUACAUAU